CUACAACCCACAAAACCCAACAAUAACGACACGAUCUCUCAAAUCGACGUAAUCGAAUCCCUUCACACGACUGCUGGCAGGAGUACUUCGACGAACCACGUUGCGCACGAACCACUUGAAAGCCCUCGCACACCUCAACACGACCGCAGCAGCUCUACUCGCCCAGCGCAAACAAUCGCGCACGCCGCUCUACGCCCUCCAACACCCACAGGCAUACAAAUCGCACAUCCUUCAUCAUGGCGCGUAAUUCAGAGAAGGCGCAUUCGAUGCUGUUCCGCUUCCGCGCCGCACAAGCCGCCGAAGCAGGCAUCAUCGACAUCUCGCGCACGCGCCGCCCAAAGCUGAUCACAUCCGUGACGUCGAUCCCCGUGUGCGAAAAAUGGCGCGGCCAGGUGCUCAAGGAGAUCAGCCGCAAGGUGACCAAGAUCCAGGACGAGGCGCUGUCCGACUACCAGAUCCGCGACCUCAACGACGAGAUCAACAAGGCCAUGCGCGAGAAGUACAUGUGGGAGAAGCAAAUCAGAGAUCUGGGCGGUCCGAAUUACAUGCGCGGCGGGAGAGUGCUGGACGAGGAGGGUAGAGAGGUGCCUGGUGGUGGGAAGGGGUACAGGUAUUUUGGGCGCGCGAAGGAGCUGCCGGGCGUCAAGGAGCUGUUUGAGCGGCAGGAGAGGCCCGAGGAUGACGAUGGUGCGCGCAAAGGCGGUGAGAAGCGGAGCGAGCUGAGGCAGAAGGUGGAUGCUGGGUAUUACGGGUACAAUCUCGACGAAGAGGAUGGCACAUUACUGGCGUAUGAGGCGAAGAAGGAGAAAGAGGCCUGGGACAGCUUUCUGGCUCUCCCGGACGAUCUCGAUCUGAAGCCGGGUAAGACGCAAAGGGACUGGAUUGAGCUGCCGGGUGAUGCGGGAGAUGGCGUGCGCUGGCACGUGCCGACACUCGAGGAGGUCAACGAUGAGUUGGUCGAGCGAAGAAGGCGGAGGCUGCUUGAGAAGCUGGGCUGAUCAAUCGCUUAUGAGCUUGGGUGGCAAGGCGACUAGGACGCUUGUAAUAACACGAUCGUAUGAGGCAGAGUGCAGUACCACUCACGCAUAUGACUAUGCAGCCAUUCUAUAUCCAGUAAUUGGGAGGGUACGAAUACCAGCACUCACCAUGUAAUGAGAUACAUGAAUGUAUUUCGUGCUACGUACUAUCAUGAGAAAUCAAAAUUGGCGAAGGGCUGCCUCGAACGAUGCAAAAC
Messenger RNA from Didymella exigua CBS 183.55, 1234 nucleotides. Its product is annotated as pre-mRNA-splicing factor ISY1. The record is from RefSeq and is a predicted model, not a curated record. Gene Ontology annotation, biological process: generation of catalytic spliceosome for second transesterification step; mRNA 3'-splice site recognition. The transcript has a single exon. Lineage: Eukaryota; Fungi; Ascomycota; Dothideomycetes; Pleosporales; Didymellaceae. Bases 237 to 998 code for a protein of 253 amino acids. Gene Ontology annotation, cellular component: catalytic step 2 spliceosome; Prp19 complex; post-spliceosomal complex.